Molecule: messenger RNA, 2535 nt
Organism: Magnolia sinica
Lineage: Eukaryota; Viridiplantae; Streptophyta; Magnoliopsida; Magnoliales; Magnoliaceae
Product: E3 ubiquitin-protein ligase COP1
Exons: 13
Coding region: 154-2247 (697 amino acids)
Biological process (GO): proteasome-mediated ubiquitin-dependent protein catabolic process
Molecular function (GO): ubiquitin protein ligase activity; protein binding
Source: RefSeq, a predicted model, not a curated record
CUCUCUCUUUCACCAGUCUCACGUUCCUCUCUUCCCUUCGCUCUUCUUCCUCCACCAAAAAUCCUCAAAAUUACAAGCAUGCAAUUCAAAAACAAAAGAUCUUAAAAGAUAGAAAGAUAGACAAAAAAAGAGAGAGGAAAAAAGAGAAAAGAGAUGGCGGACACCUCUUCCAUAGGCGCUCUGGUACCAUCUGUAAAAGCGGAGGUGAAAACUUCCGCCUCCGCUUCUAUGACAGCGGCAGCAGUAUUGUCUGACAACAACACUGGUGCUGCCGCUGCCGCUGCUACCACUGCUGGUUUUGAAAUUGCCAGCAGUAGCGGCGGCGGCGGCGGCGGUGUGGAAGUUCUUGAUAAGGACUUUCUCUGCCCUAUCUGCAUGCAGAUAAUCAAGGAUGCUUUCCUCACCGCCUGUGGCCACAGCUUCUGCUACAUGUGUAUCGUGACACAUCUCAACAAUAAGAAUGAUUGCCCGUGCUGCGGGCAUUACCUCACCAACAACCAGCUCUUCCCCAAUUUCCUACUCAACAAGCUAUUGAAGAAGACUUCUGCUCGUCAAAUAGCCAAAACUGCAUCACCAGUAGAACAUCUUCGUAUGGCACUGCAACAGGGUUGUGAAGUGUCGGUCAAGGAGCUAGAUAGCCUAUUAUCCCUCCUCGCAGAGAAAAAGAGAAAGAUGGAGCAAGAAGAGGCGGAAACGAAUAUGCAGAUUCUGCUCGACUUCUUGCACUGCCUAAGGAAGCAAAAGCUUGAAGAGCUGAACGAGGUACAAACUGAUCUCCAGUAUAUUAAGGAGGACAUAAACACCGUCGAGAGACAUAGGAUAGAGUUGUAUCGAGCAAGGGAGAGAUACUCAGUGAAAUUGCGCAUGCUUUUGGACGACCCUAUGGCAACAAAGGUGUGGCCCUCUUCCAUUGAUAAGCACAACAGUGGAGUCAUCUCCAGUGCUCGUAGUGCACAAGGUGGGGCAUGUUCGGGAAAUUUUCAGAACAAGAAAGUCGAUGUAAAGGCUCAAGGAAGCUCCCAAGGACACCAGAGAAAGGAUGCUUUCAGUGGGUCAGAUCCACAAAAUGUUUUAACUCAGUCAGGACUUGCUGUAGCAAGGAAAAAAAGAGUACAUUCACAGUUCAACGAUCUGCAAGAGUGUUACUUGCAAAAGAGACGUCAUGGACCUACCCAGCUUCAUAAGCAGGAAGAAAGGGAUGGAAAUGCCAUUAACAGAGAAGGUUAUCAUGCAGGUCUUGAGGAUUUCCAAUCUGUACUCACUACCUUUACUCGAUACAGUCGAUUGCGGGUCAUUGCUGAGCUCAGGCAUGGAGAUCUUUUUCACUCUGCAAAUAUUGUAUCAAGCAUAGAAUUUGACCGUGAUGACGAGUUGUUUGCUACUGCUGGAGUUUCUAGGCGCAUCAAAGUCUUUGAGUUUUCCACGGUUGUAAAUGAACCUGCAGAUGUGCACUGCCCUGUUGUGGAGAUGCCCACACGAUCUAAACUUAGUUGCUUGAGUUGGAACAAGUACACUAAGAACCAUAUAGCAAGUAGUGAUUAUGAAGGGAUAGUUACUGUUUGGGAUGUAACAACUCGGCAGAGUGUGAUGGAAUACGAAGAGCAUGAAAAGCGUGCAUGGAGUGUUGAUUUUUCACGAACAGAACCAUCAAUGCUUGUAUCUGGUAGUGAUGAUUGCAAGGUCAAAGUUUGGUGCACCAAGCAAGAAGCCAGUGUACUCAACAUUGACAUGAAAGCGAAUAUUUGCUGUGUCAAGUAUAAUCCAGGAUCUAGCUUUUACAUUGCGGUCGGUUCUGCUGAUCACCAUAUUCACUAUUAUGACUUGAGAAACGCUAGCGUUCCACUCCAUGUUUUCAGUGGGCACAGGAAAGCGGUUUCAUAUGUGAAAUUCUUGUCAACCAAUGAGCUUGCAUCUGCAUCAACGGACAGCACCUUGCGGUUGUGGGAUGUGAAGGAUAAUUGCCUGGUGCGGACAUUUAAAGGCCACAUGAACGAGAAGAACUUUGUGGGCCUCACAGUAAACAGUGAGUACAUUGCUUGCGGCAGCGAAACCAACGAAGUAUUUGUGUACCAUAAGGCCAUCUCGAAGCCGGCAGCUUGGCAUAAAUUUGGUUCUUCUGAUAUGGACGACACGGACGAUGAUGGUGGAUCAUACUUCAUUAGCGCAGUAUGUUGGAAGAGCGAUAGCCCAACAAUGUUAACUGCAAAUAGCCAAGGAACGAUAAAAGUGCUUGUUCUUGCAGCUUGAAUGUGAAAAAAAGAAAAAUAAAGUGCCAUUAUGUUCAAAUAUGCUUCUUGCCUCCAUUGUAGACUUGUGGUAAUUGUUUUGUCGUAUACCUUAUAGUAGUGAAAAAGAUUAGACUAGUGCUUCUCCCAAAAAAAAGAAGAAGAAGAAGAGUAGAUGAGCAAUCAUAGCCUUCUUAAUGAUGUAACGGUGUAUUUUUAAGUUGAUCAUUGAGUGCUGAAAUUGAUAUUGAUAUUUGCCAAUGUGAAUGUCAAGGUAAUCUAACUGAAUGAAGAUAUUUUUAUGGAAUAA